Molecule: messenger RNA, 1107 nt
Organism: Oryzias latipes (Japanese medaka)
Lineage: Eukaryota; Metazoa; Chordata; Actinopteri; Beloniformes; Adrianichthyidae
Product: m-AAA protease-interacting protein 1, mitochondrial
Biological process (GO): protein insertion into mitochondrial inner membrane from matrix
Cellular component (GO): mitochondrial inner membrane
Molecular function (GO): ribosome binding
Source: RefSeq, a predicted model, not a curated record
UUCUGGGUAAAACAUGGGGUGAGUUGCAUAAGUUUCCCCGGCUGCGUCGUGAAUGGGAUCGGCUGCUGCCCCGUGAUGCAGCGGCUCGCCAGCCUCGCCGCGCGCCGGGAGCUCGGCGGCCUCGCCGCCGGGGUGCGCGCCUGCAGAGGCGGCCUCACUUGCGGCGAGCGGCCGGCGGGGCAGCGGCGGAGCGCGAGCGUCUGCGCGCGCGCCUCCAUGAGGGCCAGCGGCGGGGGGGGGGGCGCGCUCCUCCGCGACAAACACAGAGCGUUCUGCUCGCGGGGCGGAGCGGCGGGGCCACCACGGGACCCCGACCGGAAGCCCUCCGUCUCCGUGGUCGGCAUCCCGGACCCGCUGACCUGGAUCCGGUGUAAAGUCAUCACGGCCUUGAUCGACUUUUACUUUGAGGCAAAUAUAAACUCAGAGGAGUUUGACAGAGGCGUAAAACAGGCUUUGGUCCAUGUCUCCAACAAGAUGUCCAGAGGACGAUACCAUGAGCUGAGGGGGCUGGUGUCCUAUGAGAUGGCGGAGUACGUGGAGAAGAGGUGCAGCUCUCUUAGCGACGCUCAGAGGAAGCAGCUCUCCGUCGACGAGGACGAUAUAAUAUUCAUGCUGCCAGAAGACAUCUCUGUGGUCUUUGACCAGUCCGGGAGAAAAUUCUGCUUUGUCGUCAUGAGAUUUUGGCUACUGUCGUCGCAUGAAGGUCCUGAAGACCCAGAAGGUUCAAAAAUCUUCAAAGUGGCUCCUAGUAAAGAAGCAGGAGGCCAACAGAAAAAAAUUGCAACUGCAGUCUAUGAAUUCCACAGAGAGGUAACCAGCGGAGCUUCUCCAGACUGGAGUAUCACGACGGUUUGGCACUGGAACUGGGGCCCCGCAAAGUGAUCCGUCUACAAGGAGCUGUUCUUUUUAAGGGGGCUAGAGAAAUGGACUCUUUGGACCACAUAAAAACCGGAGCUGUUUGGACCUGUACAGACCUUAACAGUUCAUGAAUAAACCAAGUGUACUGUCCGAGUGUUCUCCAGUGCCUUCAACUGUGUUUCUUAUUUGGAGCGUCCCUCCUCAGAGAACUGAACUUCAUAUGAAAUAAAGUUCUUUACUGUGGUUUCA